AAAAAAAAAACUCAAACAGGAAAAUGCAUUCAUGUUUUAAAGAGACACGCAAGAGCGCUGCUCGACCUUACUCCGUGGCGUUGCCUUGCGUAAUCAAACAAAAGAUUCUUCUUGCGUUCGUUAGCCAAAUUCGUUAAUAAUUACAUAAAAUUCUGAAAGGAAACUGUCAAAUGCUAUUAGUCAGUAUUUUAAUUUUUUCUCUCUCCCCACUUUCUUCUUUUAUUUCUUGUUCAUCUUCCUUCUUAUUGUUGCUGUUGCUUCUUCAACUCUCAACUGUCAACAAACUAUACAGUGAUUCAACGGAACAAACAUUCUUCAGUGAGGGUGCUGGGGAAAUUCACGAGAAUUAAAUAUUUUUUGAGCAAAAGGGGUUGUGGUAACACUGCAAAUAAAAAUCAGAUGCACAAUGAAAGUUCAAGUGGGACUAGCACCAGAUCUGGUGACCGCUCCGGUAAUUUACCUGAGCCCGACCUUGAGAAGCAGGGAAGCAUCCCAGUGUUGCCUCAGGAGGAAAGACAGCCAUGCUCGGUUGAGGAUUCAGCCUGUGAGGGCAAUCCGACUUUGUUAACCAUUGUGGUAACGAGGGGCGAGUCUCAUGUGACUCAGCAGCCAGUAGUUAAAUCAUCAAAAGAUGUGGAUUCCAUUAAAGAGGAAUUGCCAAGUGUGGCUCCUCCAAAAAAGGGGUAUUUUUCGAGGACCACUAGUUCUCAUGAGCAAUGCAGAGUUUGUCAGCAGGAGAAGGAAGAAGGUCUUAUAGAUCUUGGGUGCCAAUGUAAAGGUGGUCUUGCAAAAGCACAUCGGUCUUGCAUUGACACUUGGUUUCGUACAAAAGGAUCUAAUAAAUGCGAGAUAUGCCAAGCAGUAGCCGUAAAUGUGUCAGCGCCGGAGUCCGAGCCCAUUACAAAUUACUGGGUUUGGAUGGUUGAUCCAAGCUUUACAUCACAUGACCGUGAAAGGGGUUGUUUUAGUCCACUAUGGGUGGCAUUCUCAAUCCUUAUUGGUGGUCUAUUGUUGGAUGUGUUAAUAUCCAUUACUCUUGGUGUCUCUGCACUGCCUGUUAACAUCAUGAUUGGUAUUAUUGUUGUCCUAGGACUUGGAACCAUCCUUCGACUUGCAUUGGAAUUCUGCCAUGAGUGGAGUUUCAGGAGAGCAGUGCAAAGAGUAGAAACAAAUGCAACUCUUGGGCAUCAUCCUGCUGUUUAGGUACAUCUGUAUAUGGUAAAAUUUUAGCCUACAAGCCAAUUGUUUAGUUCUUGUUGUUUCGUAUAUAAUGUUCAGCUUAUUAUUCUGGGAGGGCACCGUUGUUUUUUACUUCUCACACAUUCUCCUUGAAUGGUUUUAGAAUUUAUACAAUCAAAUUUGGUGUGGAACUUUUGGUUUGGAUAUGUAUGUCAUCGUUACAAAUAUAGUUGCUGAGGGUUUUCAAUGAGUAAUUUUUUUUUUCAUGUAUUGCAUAAUGCAUAACUAUUAAUUGUUGUCUUCAAAUCAAAGUGAUAUUAUACUGGAUCCCUAUAGUGGAUCUUUCAUAAUUUGUAUUGAAAUGGGAACCUAACAACCAGGGGAAACCAAUAAAAAAAAAAAAAAGAGUCAAAUUCCAUCUCCACUGCUUUUGAUGGGAGCUGCAUUCUUUGGACUUGAGUGAAGCCAAUAUUGAACAAAGAGCUUGCUGCUAUGAAUGGCCAAUUGAUUGUAGUUGCCAGAUUGGUGUUUGGGUUAUCUCUUUUGCCAUAGUAGAAGAUAGGAUGUAGUAAUGUAGGU
This is a messenger RNA of Durio zibethinus, 1758 nucleotides long. RefSeq lists its product as uncharacterized. Gene Ontology annotation, molecular function: zinc ion binding. Lineage: Eukaryota; Viridiplantae; Streptophyta; Magnoliopsida; Malvales; Malvaceae. The record is from RefSeq and is a predicted model, not a curated record.